AUGUCAACCACCGAGAGCGACGCGACGGCUCCUGCUGUGCAGUCAUCCUUGUUCGGUACCGUUUCACCCGAGCCGACUGCGCCGCCAGCAAUGGAUUCUGCCGCCGAAGGCGUUGGUGCAGAUGCCGAGCAGUCGCUCCAACCAAGCAAAGCAGAGUCUAGGGUUUGCGGUGUAUGCGGCACUCAACCGGGCAGGUAUAAGUGUCCCCGCUGCUCCGUCGCCUGCAACAAGCAACACAAGGAAAACCACCCGCCCGAUCCCCCCAAACCUAACGCUCCCUCCCCCAAUGCUCUCAAUAACAACAAAACCAACUCUCCCGCCGAAGGGGAAGACCCCUACAGCAUCCUCCUCGAACAUCGCGAAACCUUCCAGCGCCUCUUUGCUAAAUACCCCUCCCUCCCCUCCGCGCUUACCCGCAUUCACGAAAUUACGCUCCCGCCCUCCGACAACAAUAACAACUCCUUCGCUACUAGUUUCUCCUCGAUCCCCGGCGUCGCCGCCAAUACGUCGCGCAACAGGACACAGCCGUGGACGAAAGACAUCGGCCUGCGCAAGGGCGCGGAAGCGCUGCGCAGGGCCAGGACCGACCCCAGUGACACCGGGGACGGGGUGCGCGAGUUCUGCGACCUCGUUCGCUUUCUCCUGUCUAAGAGAGGGGAGAAAGGGCGGGAGCUGGUGAGGAGGGUGAGAGAGGAGGUGACGGCAGAGGAGACGAAGGUUAUCGAGCGGUUGUUGAAGGAGGAGCGCGGGUGA
Molecule: messenger RNA, 753 nt
Organism: Chaetomium strumarium
Lineage: Eukaryota; Fungi; Ascomycota; Sordariomycetes; Sordariales; Chaetomiaceae
Exons: 2
Coding region: 1-753 (250 amino acids)
Source: RefSeq, a predicted model, not a curated record